Lepisosteus oculatus (spotted gar) is the source of this 4175-nucleotide messenger RNA. RefSeq names its product integrin alpha-E. Gene Ontology annotation, molecular function: integrin binding. NCBI's taxonomy places the organism in Eukaryota, Metazoa, Chordata, Actinopteri, Semionotiformes, Lepisosteidae. Gene Ontology annotation, cellular component: integrin complex; external side of plasma membrane. Gene Ontology annotation, biological process: cell-matrix adhesion; integrin-mediated signaling pathway; cell adhesion mediated by integrin. The record is from RefSeq and is a predicted model, not a curated record.
GAUGAUAAUAACGUUGCCUAAUCGUAAAAACGCAUUGUUCUUCUACUAAACCACUACUAGAAGAAAAGUUGUGAAGUAGUAUUACGCAGACUUGCAUGUGACUAUGCGACAGACAUCCCACAUCCUCUUCGGAACAUAUCUGCCUGAUAUGCGAGACAUAUGUCGCUGGUAUUACCAACGUUUAAAAGAUUUAUUACGGAAACCACACCGAAAUGGCACAUAAUUGUCUAUUGUGGCUAAUCACUGUAUAUGCAGUGGAGGGUUUUAAUAUUUACUCCAAGCCGAUUAAAACUUUUGAAGAAUUGAACAGCCCUUCCCUAGGGCAAUCUGUCCUUCAGUAUGAGGAUGGGAUCUUAGUUACUUCUCCCUUGGACAAUAUGAGCGACCAGCAGUAUGGUAGACUUUAUGACUGCAAGGUCUCGGCACAGUGUACUGAAGUCAGCCUCACAGCGAAAGAGAAAAGCUAUCGGAAACCUAUCAUAUCAGCAGCUAAAAGCUCAGAUGGAUCAACAUACCUGGUCUGUCAACAACACCGGACACGCAAGGCCACAAACGAAGAUCUGAAUGGAGUUUGCUCCCUCCUCAAGGCAGGCUUCCAGGAGAUUUCUGACAUUGCUCCUGCAUCACUCGUAGUGAAGCAGAUGAAAAGAAACAACACCAAUGCCAACAAACAAGAGGAUGAAUCCCUUUCAGUGAACUCCGGAUCCGCCCUUCAUCGGAGAAAGAGGGAGAGCAGUAACCAAGAGGAAGAGGAGGAUGAAGAUGCUGGGACAGAGAUUGCCUUUGUCUUGGAUGGUUCUGGAAGCAUUUCUGGAGAAGAUUUUGAAAGGGCAAAAGAAUUCGUAACUAAUGUGAUGAAAAACGUUUGGGAAACCUGCUUUGAUUGUAGAUUUGCACUUGUUCAAUAUGGAAAGGAUAUACGAACUGAACUCUCACUCAAAGAAAAUGAGAAACCUGAAUACGCAUUAAGAAAAGUUAGUGAUAUUCAGCAGAUCUACAACUACACAAAAACUGCUUCUGCUAUGUAUCACGUCCUUGAACAUGUCUUUGUUGCUGAAAAUGGAUCUAAAGAGAAUGCUAAGAAGAUCAUGAUUGUUCUGACAGAUGGAAAGAUAUUUCUAGACACAAUGAAUCUCUCAGAUGUUUUGAUGAUGCCAAAAAUGAAAGCUGUAACCCGAUUUGCUAUUGGGGUUGGUGCUGAUUUUAAUCAGACAAAGGCAGUAACUGAACUACAAGACAUUGCUUCAGACCCAGAUGAUGAGCAUUUAUUUAAGGUUGAUAACUAUGCAGCUUUGGAUGGCAUACUCUCCUUGCUUGAAAAAAGCAUCACUGGAAUAGAAGGGACACAGCAGGGAGCAGCCUUCCUCUUCGAGCUUUCCGAAGCUGGGUUCAGCAUUGAUUUUGCGAUCGAUGGCACUGUUCUUUUCGGCGCAGUGGGGGCAUACGACUGGAAUGGUGGCUUAAUUAUAAAAAACCCAGAUGACACAAUAAGGUUUCUAAACGAAUCAUCGACAAAAGAAAAAUUAUCCUACUUAGGCUACAGUGUAGCAGCUGUGAAGGGAGUCAGUGGCAGUCUGUAUGUGUCGGGAGCCCCUCGUCACAGUUUCUCAGGCAGUGUGCUGGUCUUCAAUGGGACUUCUCAUGCAGCACAGCAGACACUGUCCGGAGAGCAGGUGGGCUCUUAUUUUGGUGCUGAGCUUUGUGUUCUUGAUACCGAUAAAAAUGGCAUCACAGACCACCUCUUAAUUGGAGCUCCACUGUUUCACCAAAAAGGAGAAGAAGGCAAAGUUUAUGUCUACAGACUGAGCCAGGGGCUCUUCAUCAAGGAAUCGGAAUGGCGGGGAAUGAACAGAUAUACCUUUGCCAGGUUCGGAUCAGCGAUUGCCAACAUCGGGGACAUCGACGACAACGGCUACAACGACAUUGCAGUUGGAGCUCCAAUGGAAGGAGACGGAAAAUCAGGGAGCAUCUACAUUUACAACGGCUAUGAAAAUGGGAUCAAGGACCAUCACUCGCAGAGAAUAGCAGCGGCUGAUUUCGAUGUGAAGCUACGAUUCUUCGGUCAGUCAGUGAGUGGGAUGUCCGACCUGGAUAAAGAUGGACAAAUAGAUAUCAGUGUGGGAAGCCUGGGGAAGGUCACUGUAUUGAGCUCACUGCCUGUCAUCGUCUUCAAACCUCAAGUAACGUUAGACCCUCCAUACAUUUCCCUGAAUAAGCAAAGUGGUCAGGAUUCUAAAAAGAUUUCUGCAAAAAUCUGCUUUAACUCAGUUAAAAGAGAGAUUAAGAAAAAAACAGAGGAACUACCCAUUCACUACCACCUGGUCCUCGACCCAAACAAAGAGAAAAAACGACUGUCUUUUGCGAACGGUGAUCCCAAAUCCAUUUCUGGUAUUUUCAAACUCACUAACACAAUGGAAUGCUUGCCCGACAUCCUUCUACAGUUCCUGGAAUGCGCCGAUGAUUGUUUCUCACCUGUAGAGAUUAAACUCAAUUUCACUCUAAACCUCUCUUCUGAGAGCCGUCCACUCAGAGUUCUCGAUAUGCUCAGUCCCAAUGAGAUCUCCCAGCAGCUUCCCUUUGAAACAAACUGUGGAACGGACAAGAUAUGCACUGCAAACAUCACCUUGUCAACAAGCUUGCCCCAGGAUAAAACACUGGUUAUUGGAUCUACUAAGGAUCUCAGCUUAGGCUUUAACAUGAAGAACAUCGGAGAAGACUCCCACAUGACCAUACUGGUUUUAACUUAUCCCCAUUUCCUUCAGUACAACAAGCUGUCCUUGUUAACGGAGAAUAAGGGCAUUUCCUGUGCAAAUCCAGUUGAUAACACAAAACUGACUUGUCAAAUACGAUAUCCAGUUAUGAAGGCGCAAAGUGAAGUCAAUUUCACCAUCUCCUGGCAGAUAGAAGAGUCUCAUAAAAUACAGGAAAACAGCACCCAAAUCACUGCUAACAUUACAUGUGAAAAUAAUGGUCUCCAAGUGCUGACUGAAGAAACCUACCGAUUUGCAGUUAAAAACGCCCUUAAAGUCAGCCUUACUGGGAAGGCUAAACCAGCUUACAUACAUGUGACUGAAGAGUCAAUGGGCAAAAAGCAGGAGCUGGAAUACCUGUUCCAGAUACAUGGAGAAAACAGGUACAAUGCUAACAUUGUUGUGAACAUCGACAUUCCACUGAAAGAGAGAGACACACAGGUGACCAUUGUGAGCUACAAAGCGAGGCACACAACAAACUGCAGCGCUCAACCUCAAGAUAAUGGAAAGACUUACAGACUUACCUGCACCGUGCAAGAACUGGACGAGCUCUUGACUGUGGAAGCAUCGGUGGCUGUUAUCAGCAUAAAGGAUCAGCGGGAAAAUCUAACAGCUAGAGCUUUUCUUAGUUUUGACUCCGCUCAGUACGAGGCAGACGAAGGAGGACGAUAUGAAGAGGUGCUGGUGACCAUUGAGAAGCUGACUGUGGUGAAGUCGAUGGCUGUGAUUGUCGGGAGCUCUAUCGGGGGCUUUGUCUUCCUGGCCUUUUUAAUCCUCAUCCUAAUAAAGUGUGGCUUUUUCCGAAGACGCUAUCAAAAAGCACGAGUGGAGCAGAAGAGUGACCAAGAUAUGUAACUCAGUGAAAUGUGUCAAAUUUGUCUUUAAAUAUGUCUUUUAGUUGUUAAGAGCUAAGCAAAUGGGAACACUAUGCUGUAGGGCCUGUGUGGUUUUUUUAAACUGUAGAUUGACAGCUGAAGUGUAUCACAACACACAUUUGACACAGUUUUGUACUGGGGAAAAAAGAAAAAAGCUUAGCUUUCUCUCAGGGAUUGCAUUUUUAAAUUACAGUAGGGUCUCCAUAUCUGCAAAUUUAACAUUCGCGAACUCCCUUAUUCAUGAUUCGGUCUGGCUGACAAGGUCUUGGAUGCAAAAAAAACCUGAGCUGGAGGUGGUUAAGUGCAACUUUCAAAUGAAGUGUGCCACAGACUAAGAUUGUGAGCUGAACUGAGCGUGUUAGUGAGUCUCUCCCUUCCCCCUACGCAAGUACCAAGUUUUAGUUGAUCAAUGGUUCUUCAUUAAAUUAAAGCCAAUGCAUUAGUACUUUAAUUAUCAUAUAAGGGAAGGUUACUUAUGUGUUUAACCAUAUGUACUAUAUACUGUAGUACGUUAUGCAACAGUGUAGGGGUGGGCUUGAGUACAUGUUGC